Messenger RNA from Penicillium canescens, 4407 nucleotides. RefSeq lists its product as uncharacterized. Bases 1 to 4407 code for a protein of 1468 amino acids. Lineage: Eukaryota; Fungi; Ascomycota; Eurotiomycetes; Eurotiales; Aspergillaceae. Gene Ontology annotation, molecular function: nucleic acid binding. Gene Ontology annotation, biological process: DNA integration. The record is from RefSeq and is a predicted model, not a curated record. The transcript is spliced from 2 exons.
AUGACUGACAUCGCGAAAUUUGAGCAGUUUGGAUUAAAUGCAUUCUACAAUGGCAUUCCAAUACUUGAUAAUGCCAGUGACUGGUUUAAGUGGAAUCAGAAAGUCAAUGAGUUCAUUCGGAUAUCCGCCGUUGCCGACGAUGGAACGACUCCACCGAUAGAGGAAGAGGAAGCACGGCAAUGGACUCAUCGCCAAAAGUUCUACUCUGCGAUGAUCACGGCAAAGCUGACACACAAUGCGGCACAAAGGAUCAGCGCCUUUGAGAUCUCUCGAGUCCACGCACUCUUAAAGGCAGUUAAAGACAACUUCAAACCAGAAGGCACUGGCACAUACGUUAACCUCCAGCGACGGUACAUGUCCCUCACAAGAGAGAAAUGUGGAAGCGCUCAAGCCCUCGGAGCCGAGAUCAGGAAGAUCCAUGCUGAGAAACUUCUCCUUGACCCUGACUGCGUGAGCUCCGAGAUUGAGCGAACAUUCUUUUUCGUGCACGCAUUAGGUCCUGAGUAUGAAAGUUUCCGUGAUCAUAUAUUUCGGCAAAUGGACCUUGUUAACGAAAGAGAUGCCAAUGGUAACAUCACAAAAGCGGCGCCCACGUUCGACUAUAUCGAGAACAAGGCAAUUGAGGAAGAACAUAGGAAGGGGCAAUUGAGCAAACAACCAACAGAGGCGCAAGGGCUUCCUGCUCUCGCUAUAAUCCGAGGGCCAGGUGACAAGAAAGUCAUACCGUCAUCCGACGGAACGACAUGUCGAAUCGAGAUCGAUAACGUCCCAUAUUGCUCUUUCUGCCGGAAACCUUAUCACGUGGACUCUGAGUGCUUCAGCAAGAAUCCAAGACCGAAGGAUCAGAAGAAAGACGGAAAGAGCCACAAGUCAAAGCCAGGCAAUUCACAUACAGGCGCACGCAAGCCAUUGAAGCGGCGGCCCUCCACGGAUGACGAAGACGAUGAUGUCGGUGGCCCAAGGGAUCCAAAGAAGCCCACUUUUAUGGCCACAAAGGUCUCCGGAGAAGAUGUUAAUAAAGCAUUCGGGAAAGAUGUUGAAGGCAACCUCGCCCUGUUUGACCACUUCCCCACAAUGAUGGCUACAAAAACCCUGUCGAUCCGUGACGCGUGGAUCGUCGAUAGUGGAUGUGCUCAGCACGUCUGCAAUAACGCCUCGAGAUUUGUAAAGAUGGACAAGUACCAUGGACCACCACUGAGAAGCGUCGAUACCUCAACGACUCCCUCGGGAGUGGGGACAGUCAAUAUUCUUUGCAAUGUACGAGGCAGAAGGAAAUGGCUUGUGCUUGACAAUGUCCUCUACGUCCCAUCUGCACAUGCAAACCUCAUAUCGGUGCUCCAGCUUCUCAAACGAGGAGCAAAAGUCGAGUUCUCAAGCCAAAGUGCUAGUAUUCGCAACAAGUCAAACGGAAAGAACCUAUACACUGCCAGCCAAUAUCAUGGAGUCUACGCACUUGAUAUAUGGACGAAUCUCACCUUUCCCUCCUACCAUGUCGGUCCACAAAUGGCUCUUUGGCAUAAUCGGCUGGCCCACCUGGGCGAUGCGAACCUACAUCGGCUUAAGAAGCAGGCCUUCGGCAUCCGGGACAUGGAACCACGUCAACCAUGCAACCCAUGCCUCCAGGGACGAAUGAUUGAAAAGCCCCACAACCGCUCGGGACGAAGCAGACGAGGGGAAUAUGCAAUGGAACUUCUCCAUAUUGAUGUCGCAGGGCCAUUUGACGAGGGCCUUGACGGCAGUCGCUAUUGGCUCACCGUCGUCGACGACUUCACGGGCUGGAUAGAGAUUGUCCCUAUACCACGACGACAAGAAUUUGUCAUAGAGUCACUACGUUUCUUCCUCGAUCAUAACGAACGCCCUGAACGGAAGUGUAGACGAAUACGCCUCGACCGGAUCCCUGAGCAAGUGGGAGAAGAGAUGAAGUUCAUACUGUUCUCACGGGCAAUCCAUGCCGAGGUCACAGGCGUUGAUCAACACCAGCAGAAUGGGGUUGCCGAGAGAGCCCAUAAGACAAUUUAUGAUCGGGUUGGACCCACGCUAGCACAUGCGAGGCUGCCACCUAAAUUCUGGCCAGAAAUUGCUCGAACCGCAGCCUUCCUCUCCAACCGGUCGCCGUCAUCAAAGCUCAACAUGACUCCGUAUCAAGCCUGGUAUGGCGACAAGCCGGACCUAUCACGACUCAGAGUGAUCGGAUCCAAAGGGGAAUACUUGAUCCCACCCAAGCAGAGGAAGAAGCUCACAGAGCCAAGAACCAGGCCAUGCAUUCUACUAGGCUAUGAGGGAAAUACCAACUACCGUAUCCUGCUACAAGACGGAAGAAUUGUUGGGACCCCAAACGCUGAAUUUCACGAAGUCCUUACAGCUCCUUCCACACAGACUAUAGAAGAUGUGGGAGCCAGACGAGACGGCUCACCUGAGGCAACGGCUGCUGCCGCAGGGGGAUCGAGUGACGAGGACUCGCAGACACCAGCGUCGUUUCAAUCGAGUGACGAUGACUCGCAGCCAUUUGUUGCUGUACAGGGAGACAGGACCUUGUCGCCUACACGGAGUGAUGAUACCUUUGGAUCAUUUGCAGAUGAUUUACAAGACAUCAUCCAGAGGAAUGACUCACCACCCGGCGGCGACCAGCAACAAGACGACGCUCAACAAGGUCUAGUUUCAGGAGAAUGGCAACGAUCUCCAGAACUCCAAAUUGACCGCCCAGUUCAUGAAGUGCGACAAGAAACACUAGAACACCACCCUGAACUCAAAAUUCGCGCUCCGCACGUCACACUAGACACUUUUAGUGACAGCGAAGAAGAGCUUGCGUUAAUGAAUAUACCUGAAGAGAACGUCAUCCCAACAUUCUUAACAGUAGCUGCAAAGGAAACAGAACCUUUUGAGCCAAAGACUCUGCAUCAAGCGAAGAACGAUGCAAGCUGGCUCGAAUGGGAACGAGCAAUGCUUGAAGAAGCGAACUCGCUUAACCAAAACAAGACGUGGGAGCUUGUUGAUCCUCCCAAAGAUCGGCGGAUUCUCAGUGGAAAAUGGGUAUACAAACUCAAACGAGGACCGCAUGGCGAAGUCAUCCGCUACAAAAGCAGAUGGGUAGUGAGAGGCUUUACACAAGAAGAGGGUAUCGACUAUGACGAAACUUUUGCCUCUGUUGUCAAGCCAAUGAGCUACAAAGCUCUAUUCGCAAUCGGAGCGGCCCUAGAUCUAGAGAUCGAGCAAAUGGAUGUCAAAACGGCUUUCCUGUACGGGUACAUAGACCACGAGAUCUACGUCGAACAACCUCACCACAUGACCGACGGCACAUCGAGGGUCUGCAAACUUCGAAAGGCACUCUAUGGCCUAAAACAAGCUCCUCGGAUCUGGUACCAGACCCUUACAAAUUUCCUACGAAAUCUCGGCUUUGAGCCAAUCAGCGCUGAUCUUGGGAUCUUCGUCCGGAGCAAUAUGUACAUCGCGGUGUACGUCGAUGACCUCCUGAUCGUGGGGCCAAGCAUUGCGGAAAUAAAGAAGAUCAAGCGGAGCCUCAGAAACCGUUUUCAAAUGACAGAUCUAGGACCAUGCAGCUACUAUCUCGGGAUGUCUGUCCAGCGAGACCGUCAAAACAGGAUACUAUACCUAAGUCAAGAAGCGUAUAUUGACAAGGUCGCUCACCAGUUUGGAAUCAGCAACGGCGCUCCCGUCAGCACACCGAUAGAAACCUCACCACUUCCAGAGAAUAACCCAGGAUACAGCUGUCCUCCAGAUCAAAGAAUCAUAUACCAACGCAUUGUCGGAUCUCUGAUGUACAUUAUGCUCGGGACUAGGGGGGACGUCGCGUAUGCCGUCUCUAUGGCAAGCAGGCAUCUAGCGAAUCCUGGGCCACAACACCAGAAACUUGCUCGACGCAUCCUACGGUAUCUCAACGGCACAAAAAGCCUCAGGCUCACGUACAAGGGUCAGCCCCAGAUGCUGAAAGGCUUUACAGACGCAGAUUGGGGUGGAUGUCGCGACACUAGACGUUCAACAGCUGGAUACCUUUUCAAUAUCGGGAGUGGAGCAAUCAGUUGGCAAUCGAAGCGCCAAAGCGUCGUUGCCCUCUCGACCUGUGAAGCUGAAUUCCUAGGCCAGACACAAGCAACCAAAGAAGCAAUCUGGUUGAGAAGACUCCUCAAUGAGUUAAACAUGAGCCAAGGAAAAACUGCAACGAUCAUUUGUGGUGACAACCAAGGAGCCAUCGCCCUGUCCUCGAACCCGCAAUACCAUUCCCGCACGAAGCAUAUGGAAAUCCAACGCAAGUGGCAAGGAGAGGUGCAAGACACUGGAACGGUAGAAUUGCAGUAUGUUCCAACUACCGAACAAAUUGCCGAUGGGUUCACCAAACCUCUUGCACGACAACGAUUUGAAUGGUUUCGGAGAGGACUUGGUAUUGAGUGA